This is a messenger RNA of Pteropus alecto (black flying fox), 6546 nucleotides long. RefSeq names its product BEN domain containing 4 (gene BEND4). Lineage: Eukaryota; Metazoa; Chordata; Mammalia; Chiroptera; Pteropodidae. The transcript has 6 exons. The record is from RefSeq and is a predicted model, not a curated record. The coding region runs from base 68 to 1453 and encodes 461 amino acids. Gene Ontology annotation, molecular function: DNA binding.
GCAACCUCAGAGCCCGGCGCCGGGCGGGGAGGGGGCGUGCGACCGGGGACUGGCCCUGAGGCGCAGCAUGGAGGAGGAGAUGCAGCCGGCGGAGGAGGGGCCCAGCGUCCCCAAAAUCUACAAGCAGCGCAGCCCCUACAGCGUCCUCAAGACGUUCCCCGGCAAGAGACCGGCUCUGGCCAAGCGCUACGAGAGACCCACUCUGAGCUCAGCGCAGGUACCAACUCUUGGGCGCAACUUUCCUUCCCGCUCCGGCGGGGGGAGUAGUGGGGACCGAGGAAGGGGAGGCUGGGGACCCCGGACACCCUCCGGCGCGAUGGGCCUGGCCGGGGAGCAGAGUCGAAUGAUCUUGGAUGCCUUUGCCCAACAGUGCAGUCGAGUUCUGAGCCUCUUAAAUUGUGGAGGAAAACUUCUGGACUCCAGCCAUUCCCAAUCCAUGAUUUCUUAUGUAAAGCAAGAAGGCUCGAGUUAUACUGAAAGACAGGAGCAGUGUCACAUUGGGAAAGGGGUCCACAGUCAGACCUCAGACAAUGUAGACAUAGAGAUGCAGUAUAUGCAAAGGAAACAACAAACUUCUGCCUUUUUGAGAGUUUUCACUGACUCCCUACAAAAUUACCUGCUCUCGGGGAGCUUUCCGACUCCAAACCCCUCAUCAGUCAGUGAGUAUGGCCACCUGGCCGACGUGGAUCCUCUGUCAACCUCCCCCGUGCAUACACUAGGUGGCUGGACUUCCCCAGCAACAUCUGAAUCCCACGGCCAUCCAUCUUCUUCUACACUGCCAGAGGAGGAAGAGGAGGAGGAAGAGGAAGGCUACUGUCCUAGAUGCCAAGAGCUGGAGCAGGAGGUUAUUUCACUGCAGCAAGAAAAUGAAGAGCUCAGGAGGAAAUUAGAGAGCAUCCCAGUACCUUGCCAGACUGUUUUAGAUUACUUGAAGACGGUGCUACAGCAUCACAACCAACUCAUGAUCCCACAACCAGCUGAUCAGCCAACUGAGGGAAGCAAGCAGCUGUUGAACAACUAUCCUGUCUACAUAACGAGCAAACAGUGGGAUGAGGCUGUAAAUUCUUCAAAGAAAGAUGGGAGACGACUUCUUCGAUACCUCAUCAGAUUUGUAUUCACAACCGAUGAGCUUAAGUACUCAUGCGGCCUCGGGAAAAGGAAAAGGUCAGUGCAGUCAGGAGAGACGGGUCCUGAAAGACGCCCUCUGGAUCCAGUUAAAGUAACAUGCCUCCGAGAAUUCAUUAGAAUGCACUGCACCUCCAACCCAGACUGGUGGAUGCCCUCAGAGGAACAAAUAAACAAAGUGUUCAGCGACGCCGUGGGUCAUGCCCGGCAGGGGCGAGCAGUGGGCACUUUCCUGCACAAUGGCGGCUCAUUUUAUGAAGGGAUCGAUCAUCAGGCUUCCCAGGAUGAAGUCUUCAAUAAGAAUUCCCAGGACGGGUCUGGGGAUUAGCGGACAGAAUUUUUUCAUGGAAACAGCUGGUCCUCUCAAGAGUUCCAAUUGUGAAUGUUAUCACUUUAGAGUCCAAAGCAUGUCAUUCUGUCAGAUUUCAUACAUCCUACACCUUAACUCUUCUUGACCUACUGCCACAGUUCCCAAAUAGAAAUCCAUUUUAGGGUUUUUUGAGAAGUCUGUGGAGCUUACAACAGGUUUUCAGAAUAUUAUAGAAAAAAUUAUGAUUCAUUUUAAAUGAUUACUAGCUGGACAGUGAGGGUGGAAAAAAAUAGGUGAGCUCCUGGUCACAUGUCUGAAAUCUUCAAGUACGCUUAUCUGCUUCCUGAGCAGAGCUGGUUCUCACAGAAGAUUGAGUUAGUGUUCGUGCCCAUGGGAGAAGAUAGAGAGAUGUGGAGUUAUUUAAAGGGACAAGGAACAAGCAUUCUCUUACUUUAAUUCAAAUAAGUCAUCUUUACAUUUUCCAAAAACCUCGAUUCAUACUUCUCAGCAAAGACAUAGGAUAGGUGACAUCAUAUGCUAUGUCUAUAUGGACAGCUUAUUAUUAAAUAGAAGCCAGAGAACAGAGGCCACCUCGAGACACUAACUAAUUGGAAGUCAGCUGUUUUUCUCAGUUAUUUUUACCAAAAAAAUCCUACCAUGUUGAUCAGGAAGGCACUAUGUGAUCUCGAAUUUACAAACAGUAAUAGUUUUCAUUAUGUCAAGAAAUACCCAAAGAUCCAAAUCCAUUUUCAAAUGCUUGAUUCUGAUGGUUCAUAGAUCCACAGUUCCCAUAACUUUAAAUCAGGCUUUGUUGACACAUGCCGAAGUAAUGGGUUGAACAAUGAGAAUUUGAAUCAGUUAGUUGUUUGGUGCAUUGAAGACCAAACAAGUGAUGUGACUGAUGGUAUUCACUGAAUUGACCACAUGUUCUAGAAUUGUGUACACAGAAUUUCAAGGCCAUUCUGACAACUAUGCAAUGGGCUUAUCUGUAAUUUCUCUGAAAUUUGAGGGUCUUUCUGGCUGAGUUGGUCUUAAGAAUUUGUGUAGACUGUUUUUGUUGUCACAUAUGAAAAUGUUUCAUCCCAACUGUUAUGUGCCUCCUUCACGUUUUAUUCCCCUGAACUAUAAACUCUGGCUAAGUUCACACUGAGUCACUCCAACCAACUUCCCUAGUUUAAUUUGUUGAGUUCCAUAUGUGAAAUUUGUAGCAUCUUUGGAACCACUUCUUAUCAACAAAAACACUACAGGGAUGCUAGAAUUCAUUUAUGAGGGCUUCAGUUUUGGAUGUCACAUGAGGCUUUCUUUAUCAGACUAAUCCAGAUUACUACAUUCUUUGUAAGCAAAGGGCUAAAUGAGCAGCAUUUAUUGAAGGCUAUUAAUACCAUCUACAGACAUGACUAAGGAUUUUGAAAAUUGACUUGAAAUUAAUCAUUUAAAGUUUUUUUAUUUAUAAAGAAGUUUUUUUUGCCAUUUUUGUCAAAGUAAAAUAAUAAGUUAUCUUUUAUGUUCUGUAAUUAGCACCAUCUAUAUGCACAGCCCUAGAAAUAGGUCCUUUAACUUUUGUAAUGAUUAUUAGUUUCAACCAUUGAAAAGUUUAGAGAGAUGGUCAUUUGUCAGAUCUGUUAAAUGGUGUGGAGAACAUAUUUUCAUCCUAUUUCGGGAAAGUUAGCUAAAAUUUGGAGAUAAAUAAGGGCAAUUAUUUAUGAAAUAUUGCUUAUGCAAUUUCGCUGAUGGGAACCAUGAGACUAGUAUCUUUCACUAGCCAAAGAAGGAAAAAAAGAUACUUCUAUAAGAGUUUUAGAGGUCUAGGAAGUCCAAUAUCUUAUAAGAUUCUUUGGUGGAAUGGAAUCUCGGCUAAAGAAAAAUAUCAUAACCUUAUCUGUCUAUCCAUCUUAUUUUAUUGCAUUGGACUUUAGUUUUUCUUACUGCUGAAUACAUGUCCUUUUUUUCCAAUAGCAGCAAUAUUUGACCAGUGCUGUUUUAAAAAAUGUCAACUCUUUUCCUGCAACUUGAGAAUUUCACACACCUUCACAUCUAAACAUCGUCUCGUUCUAUGUUCAUCUGUGUUGUACUGGUCUUCAGUGAGGAUGAUGAUGAGAGCGUUUCUGUACUCAUUUAACAUUUUUUGUCAGUGAUUGGGUGUUGGCCAUAACCCCAGCUAUCAGAAGAGUCCAUCGUUAUCAACAGUGACAAUGUCUUGAUGUGUUCUGAGUUUUCCCAAGUUAAAGUCUUAUCACAGAGAGCAUACCUGCUUUCACAGUGAACUGGAGCUCCAACCACAGUUCCACUGCGGUCAGGAUAACCCUUCAAUGAUCUGCAUUGGAGGAUGUAGGCCAGGAACCUGCAGGGGAGCUGUAUUCUGCAAGUAAUAUUAAAAUCACAUUUCUUAGUGUCUCUUUGAAGGUGCAGUUUUCACAAUCUUAUGGUUAGCCUCAAUGGUAAGUGCUCUGGAGAAAAACUAAACAUUAAAGUUUACCAUCUCUUUUUACUUGAAAAUAUUUUAUCCAGCCCUUGAACCUGGGCAUCACUCUUGUUGUUUCUCAUUUUUACCACAUCGUUUAGGUUAUUUUCAUCAUUCGUGUUUCAUAAGGCUUCACUAGGAAUGUAGAGGAUAAUAUUAGAGCAUCUGCAGAAAAUUGCUAUCUCCUUUGGUAGGGGAAUUGAGAGGUACAUGAAGCUACUUCACAGCUAUAGAGCAAGUGGGUGAUUUUAUAUUCUGGAUCUUAGCCCUUCAUCAGUCAUAAACACGUUGACUAAGAGGUCUUUCAUUAGGAUUAUAGAGAGAGAAAAAUUAUUACAAUUAUAUUAUCUGUUCCAACUACUCCAUGUGUCAAAUAUCGAUAGAAUGGUUUUUUCAGCGCUGAUGACUAUUCUUGUAAUACCGGAUGUUUUCCCAAAAUCUAGACAAUAAUUCAAACUUGGGAAUCCACAGGUUCAUGAUUUUUAUCUUUUCCUGCCACCUUUAAUAGCUUUUCUUCCCUUCUGUUGCUAUCAGAAAAUGGAUGGAGCAUCAUAUAAGAUUAAACAUGCACUAUUUUCAGAAAAGUAAAUGUAACAUUGCCCUCAUUUGGAGUCUGUCAUUCAUUAUAUGCUCUAGAAUCUAAACCUAAUACCCACUGACUACCUCUGUAGUUUUUCUUAGAUUUCAAUCAUUUAAAAAAUCUCAUUCUUAAAAAAUUUAAAUGUAAUUUUUCUCAUUCAGUGCCAUGUUAUUUCACAGUACAGAUCUGUGUAAUUUUUGACAGCUCUUAUAUACAAAUUUUUAGAAAUGUAAUCGAAAAUGAUUUUGCACAUAUGGUGCAAUCCUUGCUGAUGUAUGUUUAAUGUGGCGACACAAAACUGCUUGGCAAAAACAUGUCAAAUAGAAUGUUUGAGUCAGGACUCUAACAUAAAUGUGUCUAAACAGCAAUAUGUAUCAUUAUGAUAUAUUUUUGUAAGCAUAGUGAUGGCUUCUUUCAGUGGUGUAAGUACUGGAUAAAAACCAUUUCACUUAGAAUGAUGUAGGAAAAUGUCACCCAACUGACGGCCCUCUCCAAAGUUACUUGCACUGUCAGCCAGUGGCAGUGAUUCUUCUAUUUGUGUUGUUUUUUUAGAAGAGAGUGAAGAACUGAUACCAGUCAACAUAGAGUGCAAAAUAAUAGCCCAUCAAUAUUUGCCUCCUAAUACGCAAAAUUCAAAACUGUAACUGCUAUGUUUACACAUUAAGGACCACUUCUAAGCUCCACAGUGUAUUCAAUUGCAGGAAUCAUUGAGAGGACUUCAUUCAUCUAAUAACCAGCUUGUUCAGUUUGGCUAUUGAAAGCAUUAAAUUACCAAAUUUUUGUGAUAAAAAUGAUCAGAUUAAUUUUCCUCAUGACCAUCCAUAGCUGGCUAGGUUUUCAUUGAACCAUAGUUCCCCAAAUUGCAAUGAAAAUAACUCUGUUAUACUCGUUCAAAAAUCAGUUUUUCUCGGAAUAAUUGCACCAAUACAAAUGACCAUGUGGGUCUUGACCAUGUGGGUCUUAUCCAUGUUGGAAAACUAGGCCCAUCUAAACCCACUAACAACAGUGGUAGUAACUAUAGCUAAUAUGCAUCGAGUUCUUGUGUGCCAGGUACUUUGCAAAGCACUUUACAACCACCCUCUGAGGCUUUCACUGUUAUUUUAUAGAUGAGGAUACUGCCCAAGGUGCUCACCUAAUAAAAAGAUCAAUUUGGGUUUAGGAAACAGAAUGACUAGUUCGGUUUUCAGUAGAGUUCUCAAAGACCACCAACACUUUGAAAUGACUUUGUUGCUUGCUUUAUGCCUUUGAGGAAGAGUUGACAUUUGUGUUAUUAAAAACCUCACCUUUAAUAUAUAUUGACACAAGUAGGAGCAUACAAACCACAUAUUCUCUGGCAACUGCCAAAGUUUCUGCUUAAGCUUUACUUAUGCGAGAUGCUAGGAUGAAGAGUAGGAAAAAAAUUUAAAGUAGUGACUAAAUUAAAAUCACUUGUUCAGAUGUACUCCAUACAUCUCCAAUACAAAAAUGCAGGGAUAAAAAGGCAAAAAUUUGAAGUGAGGUGAUAUUUUUUUUGGAACUCUUAGAUGUUAGAAAUGGCACUGGGCAUCAGCCAAUGUUCCGUUCACUUUCACGUUUGUUGUAUUUGUAGCCUUAGAAUUGAUGAGUCUGGUUUGGGAGAGAGGGUUUUAAUUUAUGAUGUCAUCGUGAGAACUGUUGUGAAGAUUUUGUAGGCAAAUACAAAAGUAAUCUGUUGAUUCUUUCCUGUAGUUGUGGCUUUAACAUCUCUGGCUGUGUUUAAGUUCAAGAGCACGCCAAGGCUAUAAGAGCCUAGUUUGUGUUUCUUGGGAACAGGGCAUGCCAAACCAAGAGAUGGGUCCUGAAACUUUCGAGGUCACUGGUCCAGCCUGACCCUGCCCAAUUUAAGCAUUGCCUUUAUGUCUCUCCUCUCUGGAACUUCAUGUAGCAGCCUAACACUGGGGCCAACUUGCCUUUACUCGAUAUUUUCUAUGAUGAACACUUGUGGAGAAACUGUGACAAAUCCAUUGAUUCUAAUAUUUUUAUCGUUGGAGUCUUGUUGAUUCUCUAUGAAUAAUUUCUAUUUGAUUGUACUGUGUAGAGUUAAUACCCACU